This is a messenger RNA of Brachypodium distachyon (stiff brome), 1858 nucleotides long. RefSeq lists its product as uncharacterized. Lineage: Eukaryota; Viridiplantae; Streptophyta; Magnoliopsida; Poales; Poaceae. The transcript has 7 exons. The record is from RefSeq and is a predicted model, not a curated record. The coding region runs from base 571 to 1698 and encodes 375 amino acids.
UGUUUUGGGCGGAUAAGAAUUAGCUGAAUUCUCCGUAUAACGUGGAAUUAGAAUAAGUUAUACCAGCUAAAUGUAAAUGCCAGGAAUUUUUCUUUCUUUCUAGAAUACACCUAAGCAGGUGUAUCAUAUAUUGAAGAAGAAAAAUGCCAGGAAAUUAUGGUUUUCAGUUCGUGAUUGUCUCUUUUUCGUUCUAGUGCGUGAGGGUCUGUACACUUGGCAUUUGAUGGCUGGUUAAAAAUCUGACCGUUGCCUAGACACGAAGCAUUCACCAGCGUCCGUGAUUACCAGUACUCCGUACUAGUCGAAGUACUUUUUUUCCAAAAUGAACGAACCUGCCCGCUGAAACACGUCUAGAUACGCAAGACCAAAUCUGACGAAUGCUGUCAUAAUAAAUUUGAAUCUUUUUAAUUGAGUUGUUUAUUACUCCGUACCUUCUACUAAUGCUAUGCGCUAUUAAAGGCUUGCCAUAUUAAUCCUUCCUAGCCCGUUAUAAACAAGCAUCGCUGGAGGGAGUACAUACUUGCUCAACAAACAAACAUUAGCCUGCUUGACAAUUCGCGAGUUCCUAAGAUGUUACAACACAUAGCAAUCGCACUGGUAAUUUUCCUAUCAUAUAUUGCUUUGGCUUCUGGAGAUGGAGAAUCUGAUCAUCAGGAUGCAGUCAAGACCGUUCUGAUUGAAGAUGGUGAUCUUUUCAAGUGUAUCGAUAUAAACCAACAACCAACUCUCAAGCAUCCAUUGCUGAAGAACCACAAAGUACAGAUGAAACCUAGCUCUUAUCCGUAUGAGCUUGAUAACCGGUCUUUAUCUGUAGCUACCAACUCAUCGGCACAACUUCCUGCCAUUUCAUGCCCACGAGGAACAAUCCCCAUGUUACACGGUAGUAAAGGUUAUACCAAAAAAUUUGGAGGUUUCCGCAGAAGGAAAGGUCGUCAACAUAAAGGUCCUCAUGGAGAGCUGGCGAUCAUCAAAACAAUAGAUGAUUUUUAUGGCUCGCGUGUUUCGAUAAAUGUUCAUGAGCCCAAAGUGAAAGAAAAGACUGAAGACAAAAGUGCAUCAUGGGUCUUGCUGUUAAACAGCCAGAACGUCAGUCAUAGGGAAGCUGUUGGUGCUGGUUCUAUUGUGUGGCCGAGCUUUAGUGGUGAUAAUUUUGCCAGAUUUCAUAUUACUUGGUCGGACAGCGCACACGACAAUCUAUGCUUUGACCACCGUUGUCCUGGUUUUGUGCAAGUUAAUUCGAGAAUUGGACUUGGGUCAAGAAUACAACCGAUUUCUGUUUAUAAUGGUCCUCAACAUUUUAUAGAUGUUCUUUUGUUUAAGGACCUGAAGACUAAGGAUUGGUGGGUAGCAUUGGGUGGAACCCCAAUUGGAUAUUGGCCAAGUUCAAUUUUUUCCCACCUGAAGGAUAAAGCUACCGAAGCAGGUUGGGGUGGACAUGUCCAUGGCCCAACGGUUCAGUCAAACUUUCCUCAAAUGGGCAGCGGGCAUUUUGGUUGGGAAGGGUUUGGAAAAGCAGCUUAUGUGAGCAAUAUUAAAAUUAUAGAUGAGAAUAAUAAGUAUUAUACACCAAAUAAUGAUAAAACAUUUGCUAGAAGUAGCAAACCAAGUUGUUACCCGAUUGACAAUUUUGGUCAAGAUGAAGGUGGCAUGCAUCUCUAUUACGGCGGACCUGGAGGAUGUAAUAAUAUUAAGAGCUAGGUACAUGCUCUUGGAACCUAAUGUCUCUAAUAAUGAAUCAUAUGCUAGCGUGACGGUGUUGUAUGAGCCUGAAAGAAUAAUACAUGCGGGAUUUUGAUGUUGCCAUGAUCGAAGGUCUCAGAUUUACAACUUUAAAUAGAUCGGAUGGUUGGAAGGUGAC